Messenger RNA from Nematocida parisii ERTm1, 1479 nucleotides. RefSeq lists its product as uncharacterized. Lineage: Eukaryota; Fungi; Microsporidia. The transcript has a single exon. Bases 350 to 1369 code for a protein of 339 amino acids. The record is from RefSeq and is a predicted model, not a curated record.
UUAAGGAUCCCAGACAGGCAAAGGCAAAUUCUAUAACAGAAGAUAUUAAUACAAAAUUAAAAAUAAAAAAAAUAAAAAAAGUGUAAGUGGAAUAUUAAAAGAAAGUACGCAUUUACACAGAAAUCCACAGGAUAGCAAUAAAUCCAGAAAAUACCACAGGGACGGAGUUACAGAGAGAACAGAAGAUGACCACAGGAGUAAUAAAAAGGAGAUUAAAGAUUUAAUUAAUCAAAUACGGAGUGAAGUGGACUUUACACAGAAUCCGUACGAUGUAAUAGAAGCAGUUGAAGAUCUCAUAUGGUUAGAGGAGAGUAUAAGGGACUCAUCCAGUGCAAAUAAAGUCAGGUAUAUGGCAAUGGGUAUAAAUACUAUAAUAAACCCAGACUUAUCAGUACUUAAAAGGAAAAUGAAAGAGUACCAGGAGGUUCUAGAAGUGAAUGAGGCUAAGAAUAAAGUAGAGAAGUGGUCAGAUGUAAAGGAGCACUUAUUAGAUAUAAUAUGCGAGUAUAGCAAUGAGAAAGUGUUUAAAGUACCUUUACUUAAGAAUUGCUAUAAUAACUGGAGAGUGUGGGUGGAGAGGGUCCUUGCCAAUAUUUGGUGUGGCAAUUACAGCGUAAAGGAGCUAAAAGAGGAAAUAUCUCGUGGUAAGGGUUACCCAGCCGAGUGGUCAGGGAUAGAUUUCGCACAGACACCAAGGCAGAUUAAAGAUAAAUUAAUUAAGUACAGCGAGUGUACAGAAGGGAGUGAUAAGAAAUCUAUAAAAAUAACGGCAGAGUCAAUUAUAAAUUUAAGUACAAAAACCAAUCAUAAAAAACCUGAAAAAAGGACCCGUAAGAUAAAUACGGUCAUGCAGGAUAUUUCUAAUUAUAAGAAUGAACAGGGAGAAGAAAGUUCAUUAAAUAUUCAGUGUACAGAGCACGUGCUUAAAAGGGACUUAUACAAUACAGGAGAAAUAAACCAAAAUAACAGGAUAGAAGAAGAAAUAGAGAAAACAAGCAGACCAGACAAAGUAGACAGAAUCAGUAAGAUAUAUAAGGCAGACAAGGUGUAUAAGGUAGACAGAGAAGACAGGGAAGACAAGAUAGACAAGGUAUAUAAAGCAGACAGGGAAGACAAGGUGUAUAAGGCAGAUAGGCCGGACAGACCGGAUAAGGCAGACAGAGAAGACAGGGAAGACAAAUUGUAUAAGGCAGACAAGGCAGAUAGAGCGGACAGACCGGAUAAGGCAGACAGGCCGGACAGACCAGACAGACCGGAUAAGGCAGACAGGCCGGACAGACCAGAUAAGGCUGAUAAGACGCCUUCUUUUUAUUUUGAGGGUGGUGGUAAAAGAGCUCUUCUUCAGGUGAGAGAGAUAAGUCCGUUAUAAUUUAAAUAUAAAGAUAUAAUAACCCGAAUUAACCCUAAAAUAUUUCAGUAUAAUUAUGGUAAUAAUGUAUAACACGUUAUACAGCCAAUAAUAAAAUAAUAAAAAUCUAC